AUGGAGGACCAGGCAGACCCCACGGUCCGGCGUGAACGCACAACAUCCCACUCUCGAUCCUCUGCUCCACGAGUCCGGCUGAGCUGCGAAGCCUGUCGCCAGCGCAAGGUGAAAUGCGACAAGCUCAGCCCCUGUACCAGCUGCGUUCGGCUUGGCUUCGUGUGUGUCCCCGUGGAAAGAGCUCGUCUCCCGCGGGGUCGGACAAGAAAGCCGCCCGAGCGCGCUGCCAGCUCCGAUAAAGAACUGGCGGACCGAGUAGCCAAGCUCGAACAGCUUCUCCGACGCGUGGCCGCCGAGCGCGAUGCAGGCGCAGCUGUGGAGGCGGCGCCGUCCGCAGGGCCGAGUCUAGGCGCUGGAAUGGAAGCCGAGCUCAAAACCGAGCACACCUUCGAGACCAGGAUGGCUGAUGUCGAGAAAUGGCGUGAUCAAAACUCUCAAGCUAAUACCGGUCCAACGAUGGCGCUCUCGCAUCGGCCUCGGCCAUCAGCUUCUUAUUUGGGUAGCUCUUUCUGGGAAGACAUCAUGCAACAGACAUCAGAGCUUCGAAAUGUGCUGGAUGAUCGUCUGGAGAUCGAAGAUGAAAUUAGACGCCCGUCUGACUUUGGAACAUCCAUCAUUGGCUCCGAAAGCUCCGAAAGCGCCUCCAAUUCACCCCAGUCAUACAGGGGCAUCAGCAUUACCCCUCAAGCCCGCCGAAGCUUAUGUGAGAUUUAUCUCCGUAAUGUGGAUCCUGUCUUCAAACUCCUGCACCGCCCCUCGUUAAGGGCAUAUCUACGAGAUGAUCAGCGGUAUCUGGACUAUGAGCCAGAUCACCAGGCUCCUGUUACCUUAUCCUACGCCGUCUACUAUGCGGCUGUAGUAACGAUCGACGACGCGCAAUGUCAAUUGUUGUUUGGCUUGGAUAAGAAGACAGCGUCAACUAGUCUCCAAGCCGAAACAGAAGCCGCCCUGCAGAAGGCAGAUUUUGUUACUACCAACGAGUUGACAGUACUGCAAGCGUAUGUAUUGUCACUUCUUGCGGCCCGCUGCCAAGACCAGAGCCGGCGUGUCUGGACCAUGUCAGCGAUGGCUCUUCGUGUCGGCCAGGCGCUUUGUUUGCAUAUGCGCGAUCCCCCAUUCGAAGUCAACCCGUUCGAACAGGAAAUGCGUCGGCGUUGUUGGCAGUGCAUUGGACUUUUAGAUUUCUCGGCCUCGCUGGAUCGAGCCUCGGAACCAAUGAUGCAGUCUGCCUGGCUAGACUCGCACCCGCCGUCUAAUAUCAAUGACGAGGAUAUUUGGUUCGACAUGCAGGUUCCGAUACAAGAGCCUCCCGAGGGCACAUUCACCGACCUCACCCUUACUUUGAUCGUUGCCGCCGCGCAAUCUGUAGCAAGAAUGAUCGCCUACGCGGAUUUCAUCGAGUUGGCUGUCAAGGAAAUGAGCUUGCGUCAACAAGUCCUCCUCGACUUCCAGCGCAACGUCACCAAACUGCUGAGCGGGUGCCGACCUGAAAUGUCAGCAUUCCAACUCUACACCAAGCGAACGGCAGCAACCAUAUAUGGCUGGCUCCAAUUGGGUUGUCUUCGACCAAUCUCCCGAAGCCGCAACUUCACCCCACCAACAGUACAAGGCGACGUCCUCCUCAGUCUAGCAGUGGAUAACCUCGCCAAGGUCCAAGAAUCCUAUAGCGACCCAAACACCGCACAAUGGAUGUGGUUCGGGUCCUUAUGGGUUCCCUGGCACGGGUUAGCAGUCGCAUUAGCCGAGCUGUGUGUCUGUAAAGACCCUCAAGCAAUGGCAAAACAUUGGCCUGUCAUCGAGCAAGUCUACCAUCGCUCCAGCCUCACAAUCGCCGACUCCCAACACGGGAUGCUCUGGAAGCCACUAGAGAAGCUCAUGACUCAAGCCCGAGCCCAUAAACGCGAAAUGCUCGGCAGCACCUCACCUAACGAAGCAGCAAUCCGUCAAAUACCCCUGCGCGUCAUGCCGCCUCCACCUCUCCGAUCGGUUCCCGAAGAAAUGCCCACUCCUCCUGCUGCGUCUUAUCCGCUAGGGUUAGAACCAUCUCUUGUUACUGGCCAGCUAGAUGCGGGAGCAAGCAUGCCGCCAAAUGUGAUGCUUGAGCCUUGGCCGAAUGUAUGGGAUUCGAUGGAUUUGACUGGGACCGGGCUGCAGGGUUCCGGGGAUAAUCUUGCUUGGACGAAUUAUGAGAAUUUCAUUGGAGAUGUAUAUGAUAGCGUUGAUACUAUGUUUUUGUCGCGGUGA
Molecule: messenger RNA, 2244 nt
Organism: Penicillium argentinense
Lineage: Eukaryota; Fungi; Ascomycota; Eurotiomycetes; Eurotiales; Aspergillaceae
Product: putative C6 transcription factor
Exons: 2
Coding region: 1-2244 (747 amino acids)
Biological process (GO): regulation of DNA-templated transcription; DNA-templated transcription
Molecular function (GO): DNA binding; DNA-binding transcription factor activity, RNA polymerase II-specific; zinc ion binding
Source: RefSeq, a predicted model, not a curated record